AUGCUACGCCUUUUCGAUCGAUGGGGAGUAUCUUCCAUGGUACAUGCAAAGGACAUCGCACUCGAAAAUAUCACCAUUCGCCGCUGGAAGGAUGGUAGCGUCCUAAGCACAAUGCCUGUUAAUAAGGCUUACGGACACCAGACUGUGGUGCAUCGUGCCGAUCUACAUAACGCGCUCAUCACCAAGGCUCUGGCGCUGGAGAAUGUUCAGCUGAAAGUAAACUCCCGUGUCACAGGCAUCAAAUGCUAUCACCCAGCUGCCGUCACGCUCAUGGAUGACACGGUGGUAACGGGUGAUGUGGUGGUGGCAGCCGACGGAAUCAAAUCGGUGCUCCGCGGGGAGAUCCUGGGGUCGUCGGCAAUGCCGCCCAUUCCGACGGGGGAUGCAGCUUAUCGCAUCAUGUUGUCACGAGAGGUGAUGGAGAAGGACCCAGAGUUGAAAGCCUUGCUCGAUAAUCCCAUCGCUACUCGCUGGGUUGGGCCACAUCGUCAUAUUAUCGCGUAUCCCGUGCGCAACCACGAGCUGUUCAAUAUUGUCUUACUUCAUCCGGACGACCAUGACGCGGAAGAGUCUUGGACUACUACGGCGUCCAGGCAGAGUAUGCUGCGUCAAUACCAUGGCUGGGACACAACGGUGCUGAAGCUCCUCAAUCUCGUCAAAGAAGAUGAGGUCCUAGAGUGGAAGCUGUGCAGUUACCCAAGCCUAGAUUCGUGGACGAAAGGCCGUGUCGCGCUGCUUGGGGAUGCCUGUCAUCCAAUGCUGCCAUAUGUUGCGCAAGGUGCCGCUCAAGCUGUUGAGGAUGCGGCCGCCUUAGCUAUUCUCCUAUCUGUUAUACCCUCUCGGCAUGCCAUUCCUGAGGCUCUUCGUGUCUAUGAGAUGUCCCGUAAACCACGUGCCGAGGGGAUCCAGCAAUCGGGAAUGGCCAACCGUACCAUUUUGCAUCUUCCCGACGGUCCCGAACAAGAGGCCCGCGAUGAACAGUUCCUUGCGAGCAUGACUAGUGCAGCCAACCCGGACAAAUGGGCUGAUGCAGAAACUCAGAAGCUUUUGUGGGGAUGGGAUGCGGAAGACCACGCUUUAGCGACAUGGGCAGAGAACACGAGGCCAGUAUAUCUCGAAUCAUCUCUUUAA
Molecule: messenger RNA, 1131 nt
Organism: Aspergillus caelatus
Lineage: Eukaryota; Fungi; Ascomycota; Eurotiomycetes; Eurotiales; Aspergillaceae
Exons: 3
Coding region: 1-1131 (376 amino acids)
Biological process (GO): secondary metabolite biosynthetic process
Molecular function (GO): monooxygenase activity; FAD binding
Source: RefSeq, a predicted model, not a curated record